This is a messenger RNA of Colletotrichum chrysophilum, 813 nucleotides long. RefSeq lists its product as uncharacterized. The transcript has 2 exons. Bases 1 to 813 code for a protein of 270 amino acids. The record is from RefSeq and is a predicted model, not a curated record. Lineage: Eukaryota; Fungi; Ascomycota; Sordariomycetes; Glomerellales; Glomerellaceae. Gene Ontology annotation, molecular function: acyltransferase activity, transferring groups other than amino-acyl groups.
AUGGGCUACGCCAUCCUCCCCGCCUUGAUUCAGGACAUCGAGAAGGUCUUCGAUGUCUACUUCAACGCCUUCAAGCACGAUGAGAUGGGUGAGAUCAUGGUAGAGAUUCUUUUCCCAGGCGGCACAGACUCUGAAGAGUUUCGCAAAGCGCACAAAGAAGGCACUUUGGCCUGGUGGCAUCACUGCGACUACCAGUACACCUACAAGUGCGUCGAUACUGAGACAGGAGAGAUCGUUGGCAUGGCCCUUGGCGACAUCUAUCUCAAGGAGCGCAGCGAGGAGGAGCGCAGAAACCACGGUGCCACCUGGCUCGAAGGCAAGCAAAGGGAGCGGGCCGAGGCUAUUCUCAACCCCCUGCACGAUGUGAGAGAGAAGCUCUUCGGUGGACGCCGUUACAUCUAUAGCCACAUUAUCGCCGUCGACCCCAAACACCAGGGCAGGAAGGUCGGUGCGCUCUGGUGUAAGUGGGGAAUGGAACUUAGUGACAGCCUGGGAAUCCCCCUGUACUUCGAAUCAUCACCUUCGACAUACAAGCUUUACGAAAAGAUGGGGUACGAGACCUUAGACGAGAAGGUCGUUCACAAGCCCGAGGUAACGGGGGCAUCUGAGGACCAUGUUGUGCCCCUGAUGGCCAAGAUGCCAGCUUGCGCUGGCGGCAUGACGUUCAAGGAGUGGCGCGCGGCGAGCUACCCUCCUUUCAGUGAAGUGAAGAGGCUGCCCGCCACGCCCGUCGUAGAUGCUGUAACGGCUGAGAAGAAGCCUGGAAGCGGUACUGUGGCCAUCGAGGUGCAGGUGCAGGAGGUGCAGGUCUAG